This is a messenger RNA of Gossypium arboreum, 910 nucleotides long. RefSeq lists its product as uncharacterized. The transcript has 3 exons. Lineage: Eukaryota; Viridiplantae; Streptophyta; Magnoliopsida; Malvales; Malvaceae. The coding region runs from base 156 to 608 and encodes 150 amino acids. The record is from RefSeq and is a predicted model, not a curated record.
AUACUCUCAGCUAAGCAACGACGGCUUAAGAAAAAACCUAAAUUAUUAAGCCGACUGUCACACAUAGUCAUUUUCCUUCAAGAAAAUAAUACUCAAAAAUAUACAUCUUUUGUAUCGCUUCACCUCUUUCAAUUAUUUUUUCACUCACUAAGAACAUGCAAAGACAAUCCUUAGGCUCGCCUACCUCUAAGCUCCAUAUCCAUGGAGGAGAAGAGAUUACCGGAGCAAUCGUCGACGACGAUGACCACCGCAAAGACAGUAAGUCUCGCCGAUUGACGUUUUCGGCUUCUUCUUCUUCUUCGUCGCCGUUGUUGUUGCCGUCGUCUCCUAAGUCUGAGAAGCUCAUUCAUCUCAUUCCUGUUCUUACUCUCCUUUGCUUCCUCAUACUUUACUUAAAUUCUCACAGUCCUUCGCAAUCUGAUUUGGCAGCUUUUAAUGGAUUCAAGCAUUCCUCAAAGCAUUUAGAUUCACGUGAAAUCGGCGAGGUAAGCCGAUUUAUGGAGUUCCGGAGAGGCGAUGUUUUGGCGAUUCGAAGCCAAAGGAACUUGCAAGAACUCGAUAAGUACAUCGUCAAGUCUCGGCCACACCGGAAAGUCGCCGAUUUCUAAGCGGCGUACCGUCGGUUCAUCUUUCUCUCUCUUUCCGCCGUUGUUUCGUUUCAUGCUCUAGCUGACUAUAAGUCCACACGUGCUGGUCACACUUGCACGUGCGAGGCAUUUUUUUGUUUGCACAUGUAAAUUUAAAUUGCAUGUUAAUUUGUUGGCUUGUGUGAGGCAAAUAUCUUAGCUGGCGCUACGUGUGUAGGGCUUGAUCGUCCUUGUUCACAUAAAAACAUAUAAUUUAUAUAUUCUUGUAUAUAAAUUAAUAAAAAAAUAAAAAUAAAAUGGAAGAAACUUUUUGAAAAAUAAAA